Dipodomys ordii (Ord's kangaroo rat) is the source of this 2531-nucleotide messenger RNA. RefSeq names its product ribonuclease P protein subunit p40-like. The transcript is spliced from 8 exons. Gene Ontology annotation, molecular function: ribonuclease MRP activity; ribonuclease P activity. The record is from RefSeq and is a predicted model, not a curated record. Gene Ontology annotation, cellular component: multimeric ribonuclease P complex; ribonuclease MRP complex. Gene Ontology annotation, biological process: endonucleolytic cleavage in ITS1 to separate SSU-rRNA from 5.8S rRNA and LSU-rRNA from tricistronic rRNA transcript (SSU-rRNA, 5.8S rRNA, LSU-rRNA); tRNA 3'-end processing; tRNA 5'-leader removal. NCBI's taxonomy places the organism in Eukaryota, Metazoa, Chordata, Mammalia, Rodentia, Heteromyidae. The coding region runs from base 2 to 1093 and encodes 363 amino acids.
UAUGACCACGCUGCGAAGGCUUCGAGAGGCGCCCCGGCACUUGCUAGUCUGCGAGAGAUCCAACUUCAGCCACCACAAGUCACGCCACCGGCAUCUAGUGGAGGCGCACUAUCACAAUUACCGGGUGUCAUUUCUCAUUCCUGAAUGUGGGAUAUUACCAAAAGAACUGAAAAGCCUGGUCAUGGAAACUGGACCCUAUUACUCUGUGAAGAAUUUACCUCUUCAUGAAUUAAUUACACAUGAAUUCAUCAACACUUUUGUAAGGAAAGGUUCCUGCUAUGCACUGACAUUCAAUACAAAUAUUGAUGAAGAUAAUACUGUUGGUCUGCUACCCAAUGGGAAGUUGAUUUUAUCCCUGGAUAAAGACACUUAUGAAGAAACUGGACUUCAAGGUCAUCCCUCUCAGUAUUCUGGCAGAAAAAUUAGGAAGUUCAUUGUUUCCAUUGAUUUGAUGGAUUCAUCCUUUAUGUUGGAGUCUAAGAAGUAUAAAAGAAUAUGUUGGUCCUUCAAAGAAAAGAAGCCUUUGAAGUUUGAUUUCCUUUUGGCUUGGCAUUCUACAGGUGCAACAGAUUCAACAAUGAUGUCAUACUUUUCCAAAUACCAAAUUCAGAAGCAUCAACCUAAAGUAGAGCUGAGCACAGUGAAUGAUUUGCAGUGCCCGGUGCUGCAGAGCAGUGAGCUUAAAGGAGAGCCAGAGUCAUCCUGCGGUGCCCCAGAGCUCUUUGAGUGGCUGGGCGCAGUCUUCUGUAAUGCAGACCUAAAUAAUGAGCCUAAUAAUUUUGUGUCAACCUACUGCUGUCCCCAGCCAAGCACAGUGGUGGCCAGGGCUUGCUUGUGUACAAUCACUGGCCUCAUCCUUCCAGAGAAGAUCUGUGUCCUGCUGGAACGGCUGUGUCAUUACUUUGAUGAACCAAAGCUGGCUCCGUGGAUUACCUUGUCAGUUCAAGGCUUUGCAGACAGCCCUGUUUCCUGGAGAGAGAAUGAGCAUGAUUUUCACAAAGGAGGUGAACAUAUGUACAACUUUGUGAUUUUUAAUAACCAGGACUACUGGCUUCAGAUGGCUGUUGGAACACUCGAUGACUGUCCUCCCUAAGCAAUACUGAAUUUUAAAAUCUGUUUAUUUGUAGUCACUUGUUUUCUGAUUUCUUCAUUUGUGUAUGUGUGGGUCUGUGCACUGAUGAUGUUCCUCAGCUCACCAUUUGCUGGCAUUCUGGCCUGCACAGCCUAUCUACGUGGCAGCGGGUGCAUGCUCAGUGACUGGCUUGUUCUCUCCGUCAGUGCAAGCACAGGUUGUGUUCACUGCACUGUCAUGACAGCUGGAAUGAGGGGACCAUUGAGUAAGGGCUGCUGUUGCUCAUUGCAGCUUUCAUCAAGCAAUGAGAAGACCUGUAUCACCCUUCCCAAGACCUGUCCUUGUGGUAAGGCUCUUCAUUGAUUCCCUCCUCAAUUUCUCCUCACCCCUAUGAGGAAACUGAAGCACAGGAUGGUCAGGAAGCUGUUGAGUUCUCUCUGCUAGUAGAUGAGCCUGGAUGUCAGGCCAGCCUGAGUCCUCAUCAGCUGUUCUCACUGUGUUUAUUGCUUCUGGAUCAGGGAGGGACCUGUGGGAACUUGGAACUGUUAACCAACAAGUUCCAUUUUAUUUCUAGCAAUGUGUCUGGUGUGGACCCAACAAAAAAACAGCUUUCACAAUAUACAGGGAAAAAAUAUACUAUAAUUGUAUUCAGAAAUUGAAAUUUGAGUUUUAAAAAGGAAAAGCAAAAAAUUCAAUGGAAGCCAAAAUCCAGAGUAACUAGAAGAAUGUGAAUUUUCUUUUGACAGCCUCAGGUGAGGGAGGAGCAGCAGAGAAGCCAAGAAAACUUAGGUCCUGACAGGGUAGAAGAACCAGGAGGGAGACAUAAAGUUGAGACUCCCCAAAAGCAUAGACUUAGCACCAGGCAAACUGUGACUGGAGCUGUCUGUUCCCUCACAUCCUCAUCCCCUCAGCUUCUGGAGCAGCAGGGAAGACUGCCUGUGCUAAAGGAAACUAUUGCUCUGAAGUUGGGCAGAAAUGUAAGUGUGCAUGUGUACAAGUUCCUCUUGUUUUGAGGGAACUCAAAAGGUUCCACAAUCUAGGUUCAUAGUUUUAAAAAUUACUACAAAGCACGUAAAUUAGGCAAGAGAUGUCAGAAACAGUGGACAGAAAACAUUGAAGAUGUUUGCCUUUAUAGUCAACUAGUGAAAAACCAAACUUCAAAACACAUGAAGCAAAAACAACUGAGGAGAAAUGCACAAUUGCACAUUAUCAAAUUUAAUGUCUCUCUGUAUGGGUAAAUAGGCAGAAAAUCAGCAACAAUAUAGCAGAUAUGAGCAACACUAUCAACCAACAGAAACUGAUAAUUAUAGAAUAUUCUACCCUGCAACAGCAGACACCCAUCUUUCUCAAGUGCAUAUGGAAUUUGUGUGGAGGCAGAACAUGCCUAUUCAAUAAUUUCAGAUUUAAAAAGAUAGAUUUAUAUUAUCUCUGUUACUAAUAGGAUUAAAAAAUCAAGGGC